This is a messenger RNA of Exophiala bonariae, 1623 nucleotides long. RefSeq lists its product as uncharacterized. Gene Ontology annotation, molecular function: carbohydrate:proton symporter activity. NCBI's taxonomy places the organism in Eukaryota, Fungi, Ascomycota, Eurotiomycetes, Chaetothyriales, Herpotrichiellaceae. Bases 1 to 1623 code for a protein of 540 amino acids. Gene Ontology annotation, biological process: pteridine-containing compound metabolic process; carbohydrate transport; transmembrane transport. The transcript has 2 exons. Gene Ontology annotation, cellular component: membrane. The record is from RefSeq and is a predicted model, not a curated record.
AUGGCAAAAUCAACCGAAAAGGAGCAUGACGAAUAUGCACCAACUCCCAUCGACUCAAGUCUUAUGCACAUAGCAGAGCAUGUUUCAUAUGGGCCAGAUGGCCUUCGGGGGCUCAUUGGUUCCAAGUAUGUCUGCUGGGCUGCAUUUCUGGCCUCCCUCGGCGGCUUCUCUUUUGGCUACGACCAAGGUGUAAUGUCGAUCAUCAACGUCAUGCCUCAGUUCCACCAAAAGAUUCCCCAAACAGAAUCCGCUUUCGGCAAAAGCUUUAUGACCGCAAUGUUGCAACUUGGAUCCUUUUUCGGCGUCCUUGUGUUCCCCUGGAUUGCGGAUAAGAUUUCCCGGAAGCGCGCAAUUUUGUUAGUUGUUGUUAUCUUCACUAUUGGAGCAAUCUUACAGACCGCAUGCGAAAACUAUGUUACUUUAGUCGUUGGUCGUGCGAUUGGUGGAAUUGGUGUCGGUACACUGGCCAUGGGUGCCCCACUUUAUAUUUCUGAGAUUUCUCCCCCAAACCUCCGCGGCACUCUUCUAGUCCUCGAGUCGAUUUCCAUUGUAACUGGAGUCGUCAUUGCUUUCUGGAUCACCUUUGCCACCCGACAUAUGGCUGGCGAGAUUUCUUUUCGUCUUCCCCUCGGUCUUCAGAUGGUAUCGGCCAUAAUCACGGGUGUAGGUCUUCAAUUCUUCCCAUACUCACCUCGUUGGCUGGCCCUAGUCGAUCGAGAUGAAGAAUGCCUCCAAUCCCUCUGUAAACUCCGUCGCCUUCCACCGACUGAUUCCCGUGUCCAAACUGAAUACCGUGGUAUCCUGGCCGAGGUCAAAUUUCAGCGUUCUCUCCAGGAACGGAAACACCCUGGUGUCCAUGGCGUAAAGCUCGAAAUGCUGCAAUGGGUCGAUCUAUUCUCUCGAAAGCUUUGGCGCCGAGUCGCUGUCGGUGUUGGCGUCUGCUUCUUUCAGCAGUUCAGCGGUAUAAACGCCUUCAUCUAUUAUGCGCCAACCCUCUUCGAGUCAAUUGGACAAUCUAGUGAAAUGGCACUAAUUCUCUCGGGGAUUUUCAAUGUUCUUCAGAUCGUUGCAGUCGUCAUCUGCUUCUGCAUCAUCGACAAAGUUGGACGACGUCCGCUUGCCAUAUUUGGCGGCUUCGGCAGUGCUGCAUGCUACCUUGUUAUCGCUAUCUUGUCAGGCAUUUAUGAAAAAGACUGGGCUUCUCACAAAGCUGCGGGUUGGGCUUGCGUCGCAAUGGCUUUCGCAUUCAUCAUGGUCUAUGGAGUCUCAUACUCACCUCUGGGCUGGGCAUUACCUCCUGAGGUCUUUCCAACAUCCUGUCGAUCACAUGGUGUUGCAUUGGCGGUGGCAGUGAAUUGGCUGUCAAACUUCAUCAUUGGAAUUGCUGUACCUCCAAUGAUCGAGUCCAUUCACUACGGGGCCUACAUUUUCUUCUGCUCUUUCUGUUUUUUGGCUGGAGUGUGGGCCUACUUCCUUGUCCCAGAAACAAUGGGCAAAACAUUGGAAGAAAUGGACGAGGCUUUCGGCGACCGCGCUUCAGCGGAGGAUAUAGAUGUUUUGGAGGAUGCGGUAGAGUACGCGAGAAGAAGAAGCUCGGUUCAAGGCGGGGCUGCCGUGGCAUGA